This is a messenger RNA of Amoebophrya sp. A120, 3691 nucleotides long. The record is from the annotation of a GenBank genome assembly. Lineage: Eukaryota; Dinophyceae; Syndiniales; Amoebophryaceae.
GAAUGUACCACAAGGACCACCAGCACAGACACGCAGAGCAUAUCCACCGCUCCGAGUGUAGUUUUUUGUCUUUGAGAAUGACUGCUGAUAGUGCUGUCUGUUGUGCCAUUAACUUUUUUCCCUUUUGAGUUUUGAGUCCAGACGUUAAAGUAGAGCUUUUUUUCCGACUAGAAGCGGCGAAGUAGUACGAAAAGCAAAAUAAAUUUUGGUCAACAUCAUAGCUGAGUAGCGGUUCAUCUGCCUCUGGGUCAGUUACAGCUUGUUCUGUACACUAGCAUUUUUUCCUCCAUUACCGCUUUCAUAAAUAUCGCAAAGAGUAUAAAAAAAUCCCCCAAAGAACAAAGAUGGUCUUCCCGAUUUUCCCCAUUGUCGUUUACGACAAAUUGUUUGCCACGGGUGUGACAAUGAUUGUCGUGAACAGUUUCUACAUCUACAGAAACAUCCACUUCGACCCCACCGGGUAUUUCCCCGUCGUUACCCGGUUCGUCGGCUCCUUCAUCACCGCUGUUUUCCUCCUCGGGUUCUACCUCCGGUUUUACUAUAUCAGCCCGGACGACAUUGGGAAACGGGACCAGCAGACCGGGAACUUACUUCGGGACCAGAUGUCGACCACGAAAGAGUCGUACGAGCGGAGGAAAAAGCAGGUGGAAGUAGUGGCGAAGGAAAUUUGUCGAGACAAAAGCGGGAAAUUCCGGAUGUUCAAACAGACCGCAAGCAACACGUUCCGCCACGACCAGAUCGACACGCGGGCAAGCAAGGAGGGAAAGUUGGAUUUGUCUAGCUUCUGCCACGUGAUUGACGAAACUUUGGAUCCAGUUGUAUCGGAAGACAGCAGGAACAGCGGCGAAGAAGACCCCAACUCCUUUUAUUCUCCCUACCACGCUACAAUUGAGGUGGAAGCCAGCACGACGUUCGAAACUUUUGUGUCUGUCCUACUAGAAAAAGGCUACAUGCCGCUAGUCGUCCCCGAACUCCGAUCCAUCACGGUCGGCGGGGCGAUUGUCGGAAUUGGGGUGGAAUCCAGUUCCUUCAAGCACGGCUUCUUCCACGAGGGACUAUGAACUGCAAAAGUAUCGUACUCGUAUAAAUGCAUUACAAAUUUUCUCAGCAUGAGAAAUAAAAUUUGUAAUGCCGAUUUGCCUUAAGAAAAAGAUUUGUAAUGCAAGACUUGCAUUUAUACGAAUGCGAUACUUUUGCACAGCAUAGGGGCUCGUCGCAGCUGAUAUUCUGUUGCCUUUCGACAACGAGGAGGAGGAGGAGAACGAGGAGAAGAAAACUGGAGCUGGUGGUAGUCGUGGUAGUGGUUUAUCAGGAGCUCGGGUAGUAACCGUUACGAAGGACAACGAAUACAGGGACCUUUUCGCCGCCCUGCCGAAUUCCCUCGGGUCCUUCGGUUACAUUCUCAAACUGAAGAUGCGCGUGCAGAAAGUCAAGCCGUAUGUUCGUUUGACGAAAACCUGGGUUUCUGGCGCGGACAAUCUGGUAAAAGCCCUGGAAAUCGCCUCGACCGGGAAAAGUUUGGAGAAGAGCGACUUCGUCGACUGCGUCGCGUUAUCCACGACGGGUGGGGUCAUCAUCGAAGCGCGGUUUGUCGAUCGUCCGGAGCAGUGCGGAAGUUUAGCCUUAUCGGACUACUCCUGGAGAAGCGGAAAGUCGUUCUACAAGUCCCUGUUCCCGAAAACGGAUCCGAAAACUGGCAACCCGCCGAGCAUCGUAACGACUGAUUUGCUUACGGUGGAAGACUACAUUUGGCGGUGGGACGCGGAUUGGUUUUGGUGCACACAAAUUUUCCCGGGGCUGCAAUUUCAAUUCAUUCGGUAUAGAGGUUAGUAGUCUUGUCUUGAUGUUGUAUGGCUCUUUUGCGCCUUUUCGGCUGGCAAACUAACUCUCGACUCAGACUAAACGCUGCAUCAUGACAAGUUUUGUGCAGAAAAAAUCGUAAAAAUCGUCCAAAAUUAUCAGGUACCUCUGCGGCCCGCGCCUCCUUCGAUCUGAUAUGUACAAAGUUUUCAACGACAAGUUCACCCGUCUCCUCGCGAAAAUCUUCCCGAAAGCGCAGGAUAUCCCACGAAAAAACUGCUUCACUGUGAUGAUUUUGCAAGAUCUGCAUUACAAGUUUUUUACACAUGACACUGCAAAUUUGACAUGCGCGCUUCCCAAGGGAAAACGCGCCUGAAUAUCCCAUGCCUUGGAGGUGUAGCAAGACAAAUAGUUCUGUGCUCCAUUUUCUGCAUCACAAGUGCACAGCGCAGCAGUUUUUUCUUGCGAUGCAGGAGAACCAGGAGCUGGUGAUCCAAGACAUUGAGGUUCCGGUGGAAAAUUCUGCUCACUGGUAUCCACAGUAAAUUCGCCGUACACGUACACAUGCGGUCUCUGCAUGACAAAACUUGAUUUCGAUCCUAGUCUAGCAUGACAAGUUUUACGCUCCAAAUUGGUGAAAUUUGUGAUGCAUGUUGUAAAUGUACCGGAAAUUUGUAUUGCAUAACUGGCUCCGUGAGCACUGCCGGAUCGUCCGGUCGGAUUUGUUCGGAAAAAUCAAACUGAUAUGGAUUGCAAAAAUGUCUGGGUCUGGAAGGAUGUAACUUGUGAUGCUGCAUUUGCAUGCUACGAAAAUCUGUAUUGCAUGAACAGCAAAAGAGGUCCAGUUUUUGCCAUGGCGAGAGGGCAUUUCUCAUGCGGUAUAGGCAUCAGGAAGCCCUCGCAAAAUCGGUGAUGCUAGGGCAUGCAUCACAGACGUCAGUAAUCAUGCAAAACGUGCAUGACAAACCUUGCAUCCUGCCAGACCCAGGCAUUUUUGCAUUUGAUAACUGAACUCGGAUUACAACGUUGCGGAAACCACGACUACGGAUUUGCCAUGCAAACUGGAAAUAAUCGGAGGCACUACAGCAACUUCUUCUACACCGAAUGUUAUUGAAUCAGGGCAGACACUGCUGGCUGCGGAUGUUGAAGAUGAUGAAAACAAGCCGGCAACAAGUGGUGCCAACAUGAUGCGCGAGAGGAAAAUUAUGAAGGAGUCGACUUCUACUACGACUUGUUCUACGACUCCUCUCAAAAACCCGCCACGCCCGCUGUUCCCCUUCCACCAGCAGCAGCAAAUCAAGAGAACAACCCGGCCCGACACGGUGCCGAUCUGGCUAUGUCCGGUGCGAGGGACCAGUGCGCCCUUGAUGCCGAUGGAUGAGAAUAAGCUGUACAUCAACUUUGGGUUCUGGGACGCGCUGGAAGAUACGACCACGAGACCCAAGGAGAGAUGUACGACCCUGGGCGGGAACCAAGCGGGGAACGUGAACAGAGGGCUGGAGGCGAUCUGCGACGAAAACGCGGCGAUCAAAACGCUGUAUUCCACGUGCUACUACACGGAAGAAGAGUUUUACCAGAAGUACAACGGGGAGCAUUACAAGAAGAUCAAGGAAAAAUACGACGGGAAUGGGCGGCUGCGGAGCUGGUUUGCGAGGGUGCGGGGGAGUUGAAGGAGGAGUUUGUGUCAGAUUUGACAGUCCUCGCGCGAAAGUGGUUUUGAUUUUGAUGAAGACAGCACUUGAAUUAGAGCCUUUGGCUGAGUCCUCGUCGGUCCUCGCAGGUUGUGCACUUCGAGGGAGGCCGAAAAUGACUAUGGCUCACAAAAACUUCUAUACUUUUCUCGUCAAUUUUCGAAGAGAAGGAAUGAAACGAAGAGCACGAUGAAUACAAU